AUGACGGGCACUCCUGCUGCUGGUCUACGGGUGUUGAGGCGCCGCCCUACUGCACCAGCGGACUUCGCCAUAGUUACGGGGUCUAUGGCUCGGCCUCAGAGUGUUCCUAGUGGGGAUGGGCAGCAGCAGGCACUAUGCAGUACGAUACGGCGGACUUUAGAUAGGGGCGACCACCGCCUCGGACGAUGGGCAUAUAUAGGAGCUCAGCUCUCUCUAGUCUGUGAUACCUUACCACCAGGCAUGGCGGCUGCCUCUGCUAGUGCUGUGACCUUGGCCAAGCGUGAAGUUAAAGGAUUCACGCCGGAUCUGUUAUUGAUCACCAGACUAAUCGACAAGGCCGUCUCUGCGUCGUCACUAUCGUGUCGGUCGAUCUCCCUUAUAGUGUACACAGCUCUCCAUAGUGGCCUUUCUAACAGAGAUGACCUCAUCAAUGAGGUCCUCUCCAACAGCCGUACUAGUUUGGGGAGUGAUGGUAACAUCGUGGAAGUAAUCGAGUUGGGGUAUAUGCUCAGGCCUCACAGCAUUGCUAACUACAGGCUUGUCUUGCAGAUGCUAUUAGAGAGGCUUGCGGGCAAGAACGAGUGUGUUCGAUGGGAGGCUCUGUCAGGGUCAUGCAUGGCUAUGUGUUUGUUGGUACUGGGCGAUCUCCCAAAG
Messenger RNA from Perkinsus marinus ATCC 50983, 654 nucleotides. RefSeq lists its product as hypothetical. The transcript has 6 exons. Lineage: Eukaryota; Perkinsozoa; Perkinsida; Perkinsidae. The record is from RefSeq and is a predicted model, not a curated record. The annotation marks the transcript as partial.